Gymnodraco acuticeps is the source of this 3581-nucleotide messenger RNA. Its product is annotated as WD repeat-containing protein 82-like. The record is from RefSeq and is a predicted model, not a curated record. Gene Ontology annotation, cellular component: actin filament; myofibril; cytoplasm. The transcript has 18 exons. Gene Ontology annotation, biological process: actin filament depolymerization; positive regulation of neuron projection development; regulation of lamellipodium assembly. Bases 379 to 2346 code for a protein of 655 amino acids. Gene Ontology annotation, molecular function: actin monomer binding; chromatin binding; actin filament binding. Lineage: Eukaryota; Metazoa; Chordata; Actinopteri; Perciformes; Bathydraconidae.
UGUAUGCAGUGCUUCCGUUUUUUCCAACAUGUAUGCUCGUUUCUACUCCCGCCACUACCCGGUUUGUUGAAACAUCUAAAUGUAAUGGCGAUUGGAUGGCACCGCCCCUCUGGUAUAUGAAGAUUUCCAAACCAAACGCUUCCUUUUCAGCUCGUGUUGCUUUAUCGUGUUGUUGCAGCCAUAGACUGGUUGCAGCCCUUAUCCGCUUGUUUUUAUCUGAACAUGUAUUUAUGUAAUUUGAACGAAGGAUCUUAGGCGCUUUUACUCAUGUUUCGCUCGACUAGUGUUGAAAAGCAGGUUUCUUUAAAACUGAGCUGAUACAAAUGUCCACUUUUAUGUUUUACACACUGUAUUAUUUUUGAAUGAAAAGCUGCAGACAUGAAGAUCACAGACAGCGUGUUUCGGAGUUUCAGGGUUGCCAGAACAUUUCGACAAAAUUCCCAAAAAGUCAACUGUGUGGACUUCAGCCCAGAUGGUGAACAUGCAAUAUCAAGCAGCGACGACGACUGCAUUGUGUUGUAUGACAUCCGAGAGGGAAAACCUAAAGGGACCCUCUACAGCAAGAAGUAUGGAGUAGAUCUGAUCCGCUACACACAUGGAGAUACACAGACAGUGGUCUACAGCUCCAACAAACUAGACGAUACCAUCCGAUACCUUUCACUUACUGACAACCAGUACAUCAGGUAUUUCCCUGGUCACACUGCAAGGGUUAUAGCUCUCUCCAUGUCACCAGUGGACGAUACAUUUAUCUCGGGAUCUUUGGACAAAACGAUCCGGAUCUGGGAUCUGCGUGCUCCAAACUGUCAAGUAGGUUUGACUAAUCCACUGGGGAAACCUGUUUGUUCCUUCGACCCUGAUGGGCUGAUAUUUGCUGCAGGAGUGGAAUCACAGGCCAUCAAACUAUACGACCUGCGUGCUUUUGACAAGGGUCCCUUUGCCUCUUUUGAGACAAAGUUCAAUCGCGCCUGUGACUUGACUGGAGUCAAAUUCAGUAACGAUGGGAAACAAAUUCUCAUCUCAACAAACGGAGGGAUAAUUCGUGUCCUAAAUGCUUUCAAUGGAUCUGUGCUGCAUACUUUUUCUGGCUACAACAACAGUAAAGGCAUCUCCCUGGAGGCCUGCUUCACUCCUGACUCUCAGUUUGUCAUGAUCGGCUCAGAGGAUGGGAGAGUCCAUGUCUGGAGCACUGAGAGUGGGAUGAAGGUGGCUGUGCUGGACGGGAAACACUCAGGACCGAUCAACACGCUACAGUUCAACCCCAGAUACAUGACGUUUGCCAGCGCCUGCACUAACAUGUUGGUGUUAGAUUCAUACAGAGAGCCAGCGUACAGCUGGGACAAGGAUUACGACCAGUUCCUGCUCCCUCUGCUCACGCCUCAGGAACCCUGCUACAUCCUCUACCGUCUGGACUCCCAGAAUGCACAAGGGCACGAGUGGAUCUUCAUCGCCUGGUCACCUGACCAAUCACCAGUGAGGCAGAAGAUGGUGUAUGCAGCGACCCGCGCCACCCUGAAGAAAGAGUUUGGAGGAGGUCACAUUAAAGAUGAAAUGUUUGGCACCGUGGAGGACGAUCUGUGUUUCCAGGGAUACCUGUGCCACAUGUCCUCCUGCUGCUCCCCCGCCCCGCUCACAGCAGCCGAGCAGGAGUUACAACGAAUCAGAGUCACAGAGGAUAAAGUUGUGUGGGGUGAGCGUAGACGAAUUGGGACUCCAACAGCGCGAGCGAGGUUGGAUGCCAAAUUGCCACAAAUUUCAGAUAUCGGUGCUCUACUUUCCACUGUCACAAUGGAGUUUGGCUUAGACAAAAGAGCGCAGACUCUUCAAGGUCUUGCCUUCCCCUUACAAGAAGAGGCCAAGCGAGCUCUGCAGCAACUCAAGCAGAGACGCAUCAACUACAUACAGCUGAGGCUGGAUGUAGAGAAAGAGACCAUUGAGUUGGUUCACACCAAACCUACAGAGACCCACGAGCUUCCCUACAGGAUUCCCUCAGAUUCUCCCAGAUACCACUUCUUCAUCUUCAAACAUUCCCACCAGGGCCAGCGGCAGGAGGCGCUGGUGUUCAUAUAUUCGAUGCCUGGUUACACCUGUAGCAUCAAGGAGCGGAUGUUGUAUUCAAGCUGUAAGAACCGACUACUGGACGAGGUGGAGAAAGACUAUCAGCUGGAGGUCACCAAAAAGAUGGAGAUAGACAAUGGCGAUGGCCUGACAGAAGACUACCUGUACGAGGAGGUGCACCCGAUGGAGCACGCCUUGAAGCAGGCCUUUGCCAAGCCCCGCGGACCGGGGGGGAAGAGGGGCAACAAACGCCUCAUCAAGGGCGCUGGGGAAAACGGGGAAGAAAGUUAGAUAUACACAAUAUAUUAUACAUGAGUACACAAACAUACCACACUAUAUCUAUGAAUGUACUUGUUAUUUGACUGUUUAGCUUCUAAUAAUUUCUCCUUUUUACCUUCAGACAUUUCAAACGGAGAAAGUAGAUCCACCAUGCAAAAAAGGAGAGUGUGGAAAAUAUAUAGCCUAUAUCUUUUCUUGUGGUAAGGGAGAGCUUCUAAAGUUAACACUGUUAGUGUAAGUGUAGCAAGCUGACACAUAUUUUGGCCUAUUAAGAUUAAAUUAAAUUGAAUUUGACAUACAACGUGUUAAAGUAGUGAAUCAAGCGGCGGUUUUGAGGUUUAUAUGUAAAUGCAUCCACAGAGUUGAUAAUUUAACCGUUCUUAUCCACUUAUCCGGGUGUCAGUCAUAACAACUUAUUGUGCAGCAAAACCUUUUUCAAACCCACAGUACUUUAUUAUCACUUGUAGAGAUCCAAAACGUUGCAGAAAUACUAAAUACUUAUAGACCUUAUAGGGAAAUGUGUACAAUAAUAUGCUCAGCAGAUAUAUUAUUUCCAUUUCAUGUAAUGUGGAAAGCGAUUUAAAACAUGGAGUAUCAGAUUCUAAAAGCUCACUGUGAAUAUACAUCUUUGAACAAGACAAUACACUGUGGAAAUUAUUGCAAAUAAUAUGACAUAUGGGGGAAAUACAAUCACUCGAUUUAUUGGUGGAAAGGAAGAUUGAUAAGACGUUGCUGAUUUUACUUUAUUAACUACAGCCAGCCGCAGUUAGCUAAAUUAAGCAUUAAAGACUGUAAAUGGGGAGUUCUAGCCCCCCCCCAAAGCUCACUCAUUUAAAGAUGAUAUCUUGUUAGUUUAAUCUGUCUUAAAACCUCUUAAAACAACUGGAUGUUAAUAGGAUACUAUUUUAUUAAUACAUUUUUCAUUUGCCAACCCAAGUUGAAUGCAAAUGCUCAAUCAGAUCUGUCUUCUCCUGUUUCUGUGCUCCUCUUCAGGAAAUAAUUAACAUCACCAGUCACUAAUAUUGAUUCAGGUAAUCAAAAUCAUCGUGAAAUGGCUUUUAAAUGUUUGUUUUAUGGUGGAUUAUCCUUUAUAUUUUCUCUAGUCAGCCUAUGCUUUACCCAUUGUUCAUUGCAAAUCUCUCCACAUCACAUUCACAGUUGCCUUCUUCAGUCGCUUGGGUGAGGUUUGACUACACUCAGCUGAAGGCUGUUGUUUUACAUGGCCCUACAAUAAAAUAUUUUCUGUA